AUGACGUCAACACAGCGGAGCGAGAGCUUUAACAGGUUAGUGAAGAGUAGUUUUGUAGACCACCAAACAGCACUGCACAGGUUUGCUCGGAGGAUACUUGAGGUGGUACUUUCAAGGAAGGAGAAGGAGGCUGCAGAGACGCGAGCUUGUCAGGAUGUACCAAAUGUGAAGACAGCAUGGCCUUUUGCAGAGCAGCUUUCUAGAGUGUACACCCGUGCAGUGUUCAAAGUGUUCGAGAAUACGCUAGAUGAAAGUGUUCAUUUUAGGAUUGAGCAAUAUGGAGUGGACCAGACACAAUGGAUUAUUUCUCACAGCAAGCGUUCAGAGAAGCAUGACUGGUGCCAACGUCAAUUCAAGGUAACGGCGGACGUAGUUAAUGGGCAGUUCAUCUGUUUGUUCUGUCCCCAUUUACUGAGAGCGUUCGUGCAUGUUCAAGUUGAGAAGAUCCCUCAUACAUAUGUACUGCGUCGUUACUCAAGGGAAGCAAAGAGUGAUGUCAAUUUUGACCGGCGUGAUCGUCCAAUAGCGGGGCUAGAUGGUGUUAAAUUAUCAAACAGGACAAAGGUGUUGUCAUUGGAUGCACAGCAACUAGUAAAGUGGGGGAGGAGGUCGUCAGUUGCUUUCGAAAGGGCGACAUCAGUGAUGAAAGGGCUGAGAAAUCAGCUGGAAGAGAUUCCGGCAGAUGUGCACGGGUUAGAUGCAGAUGAUGGUGUGAGUGAGCAUGAGGUUGAAGUUGGCGAUGGAGCUAGGCCAUCAAUAUAG
Molecule: messenger RNA, 762 nt
Organism: Oryza sativa Japonica Group (Japanese rice)
Lineage: Eukaryota; Viridiplantae; Streptophyta; Magnoliopsida; Poales; Poaceae
Source: RefSeq, a predicted model, not a curated record